Molecule: messenger RNA, 555 nt
Organism: Rotaria socialis
Lineage: Eukaryota; Metazoa; Rotifera; Eurotatoria; Philodinida; Philodinidae
Source: the annotation of a GenBank genome assembly
AUGCAAACCGCCCCGAAUAAUACGAUUGUUUUGGUGAAUGAACAUUCUCAUGUACUUACACAAUAUCGAAUAGCUAUUAAUACACUAGUGUCAAUGAUGAUGAAGAUGCUCAAGAAAGAACUAACAUUAUUCACUCACGCAGUAGAAACUCACUUUAUUCACGAGUCAAUUGAAGAUAUUUUGGCCAAUAAACUCAACCUACGAUUUAUCGAUCAUUGUGAUUUACCUCUAGUGAUAAAAAUGAUUACAAAACAGGUAAAUACAAAUAUGGAAGAAAUAGAUGAUGCGCUUCCAACGUUCGAACUGAUUAAUCGAUUAUUGAUACAACAACGAAUUGACUUCGUUUCAACCAAUACAAAGGAGCAGACAGCUGGCGGCGCUAUCGGUAAUCUAUUAUUUAUAUCAUUCUUUGCAGCGGCUAACAAAAAUCAACCAUCAUUCUCAACUUACAAGUUGACACCGGUUCCUUUUAAUCAAGGAACUCAAAGAUUAAAACUGGCGCAGAUACCUCACAUUAUCGGUAUCUCAACAAAAACAAUGGAAUUGAUACAAUGA